Molecule: messenger RNA, 1207 nt
Organism: Betta splendens (Siamese fighting fish)
Lineage: Eukaryota; Metazoa; Chordata; Actinopteri; Anabantiformes; Osphronemidae
Gene: psmb5
Product: proteasome 20S subunit beta 5
Exons: 3
Coding region: 47-862 (271 amino acids)
Cellular component (GO): proteasome core complex
Molecular function (GO): threonine-type endopeptidase activity
Source: RefSeq, a predicted model, not a curated record
AGUCUUUUCUUCUGCGGCGGGAGUUGCUUCCUGACCUCAUUCUAAGAUGGCUCUUGCUAGUGUGUUGAAGAGUGAUUGUGCGGAUUUUUUUGUUAACAAUUGUCACCCUUUUGCAUUUGCUCCUGAAUCCGACCUGGCCGAUGUGGGUUUUGAUGCGAAGCCUAGAGACAGUCUCAGUUUUUCUAUCAAGAACCAGCUGUGUCCAUCGAACGAAGAUGGCGUCGAGAGGAAAAUAGAGUUUCUGCAUGGAACCACCACUCUGGCAUUUAAAUUUCAGCAUGGGGUUAUUGUUGCGGUGGACUCCCGGGCCACAGCUGGUUCCUACAUUGCCUCACAGACGGUGAAGAAGGUUAUUGAAAUUAACCCCUACCUCCUUGGUACCAUGGCUGGUGGAGCUGCGGACUGUAGCUUCUGGGAGCGCCUGCUGGCACGCCAGUGCCGCAUUUAUGAGCUUCGGAACAAGGAACGCAUCUCUGUGGCAGCUGCCUCCAAGCUUCUUGCUAACAUGGUAUACCAGUACAAGGGCAUGGGACUGAGCAUGGGAACCAUGGUGUGUGGCUGGGACAAAAGAGGCCCAGGGCUGUACUACGUGGACUCCGAGGGGAACAGGGUGUGUGGUGAUCUCUUUGCGGUCGGCUCUGGCUCCAUGUACGCCUAUGGUGUGAUGGACAGCGGACUUCGACAUGACCUGACCGUGGACGAAGCCUGCGAGCUGGGCCGCCGUGCCAUUUACCAGGCCACAUACCGAGACGCCUACAGCGGUGGGCAGGUCAACCUGUACCAUGUUCACAGCAACGGCUGGACCAGGGUGUCCCAAGAUGACGUACUCUUGCUGCACCAGCAGUACAAGGAUCAGGCAUAGAUAUAAAUGGGGUUUAUUGUAGUAUGUGAUGUUUGAGAUGUUCUGAAAUGUCAGUAGGGCUGACACAUCAAUAAACAGACUCGGCUACACAUUGAUUUAUCUUGUAUCGCUUCUGUAACCUACUUAGACUUGUUGCUAGCUUAAUGCUUUAUAUAGUUCAUUUUUAAAAUGAGCUCCACACGCCUGCACAGAGUAUUUAAGGGUCUUCGGAAGAGGGCGAGAUGACUCAAACAUGCUCUAAUACAGUGUGGGAGAAGUGGAGUGCCUGCCCUACAUACAUUUUAUUUAAAUCUCACCCUGGAAACCACAUCUUUCUUAAUAAAACCUGUUAAGUACUCGCAUUAA